GUGUAAAAAAGUCUUGCGGCCCAUUCGCUUUUCGUCUAAUUGUCAACACAAAAUCAAUAUUGUGGCUAUAUACGCAUUGACAUGGUGCUGCGAAAUCUGUCGAAAUCCACUCAGCUCAUCAUAUUCUAUGCGGUCUUGGGUGUCUUGUCGUCAGCUGCAUUGACGAAUGCGCUCAACUGUUACGCCUGCAGCUAUUUGGAGGAGUACAGUGACACCUCCUGCCUCACGAACGCCUCCUCGUUGCCCCCCAUCAACUGUACCAAAAGAUAUUGCCUCACCGUGCGACAGGAAGCGCUCCACAAUGCCAGCAAAGUUAUUUCCUUUUUACGUGACUGUCAGGACAAACCUCUGAUAUUAAACGGCGUUAGGACAGAUGCUUCGUCCCGCUUCUACUAUCGUUCCUGCCAGCAGGACUUGUGCAACGACCAUGACGGACGCGGCAACAGCUCCGGUGGCGAUGGCAGUGGCACUGGUGGCAAUCAUAAUGGCAUUGUGCCGGGAAAAAAUGGAGGCGUCAGCCACAACCAAACGCGGAUGACCUUGCUGCAGGCAGCGGGUAUCAUGCUCCUGUUGCUCGGCACUUGCAAUUACAAUUUUAAUUAGUUAGUUGAAACUUAUUUUUUGGGCAAAUAAAAUACUGUCAGCGGUUAA
Molecule: messenger RNA, 651 nt
Organism: Scaptodrosophila lebanonensis
Lineage: Eukaryota; Metazoa; Arthropoda; Insecta; Diptera; Drosophilidae
Exons: 4
Coding region: 82-603 (173 amino acids)
Source: RefSeq, a predicted model, not a curated record